UAUAUUUUGUGUCCAGUUCUUAAUUCCCAAAUAGUUCUUCUGGAAAUUUUCAUGCUUGACAUGGCUUUUUUGUUGUUAAAAACUAAAGUGAAAACUCUUUGAGUCAAGACCACAAAUUGAUGAUUAAUAAAUCUUCCCUUUUGUUAAGGGUUACAGACCAGAGACGUUCUACCCCGAUGAUAUGAAGACUUCCUGUCUCAGAUCGGCUCGCUUUUUGCGAUUUUUGAGCCACCAUGAAAUGGAUUUUGUUUACACCAUGUUGCCUUGUGAUAGCUGUAUUUCUAGUUCGCGCUGCAAACGGCAUGAGCAGCAAAAGGUUUUUCGAAAUUUUAUCCCGAGUGGAGUCAGAGGAUGAUCAAAUGGAGGAGUAUUCUUCGCAAGACUACGUCAGAGAUUAUAGAAGAGACGCCCAUAGUGUAAAUAAAUACAGGAAGACAAGAAAUAAAUGUGCUUGCGACUUAUCGAAACAAGAAUACAAAGUCUUCGUUAAAAUGAAGAUAUUUUAUACCAUUAGUAUUACUGUCUUUAUCGAAAAAAAGUGCCCACGUUGCGAGGGAAAAACAAAAAAAGAGAAAGUUAAGCAGUUACUCAAAGUUCCAAUAGAAGUGCUGGUGCCUAAACAAAAGCCAAAAGUUGUUGUGAAAAAGGUGUAUAUAAAGAAACAUUGCUCUCCAAAAACUGUUAUUGUGAACGUUUGCGAAGAGCGAACAAUCCACCCCAUUACGCCUACCAUAAUACCAGUGAAAAACGUAACGUUCACAACUUCUGUAACAGAAAAAGUUGAAAUAAAUACAAAGGAGCCAGAAACAACCAAAGGGCCGGUGACUAAGGAACUAGAAACAACAAAGGGUAAAAUUAUAACUGUCUCAAAACUGGAAACUACAAAGCUUGCAGCAACAACAAAGGAGCCAGAAACAACCGAAGGGCCGGUGACUGAGGAACUAGAAACAACAACGGGCAAAAUUGUAACUGUCUCAAAACUGGAAACUACAAAGCUUGCAGCAACAACAAAGGAGCCAGAAACAACCAAAGGGCCGGUGACUAAGGAACUAGAAACAACCAAAGGGCCGGUGACUAAGGAACUAGAAACAACAACGGGUAAAAUUGUAACUGUCUCAAAACUGGAAACUACAAAGCUUGCAGCAACAACAAAGGAGCCAGAAACAGCCAAACGGCCGGUGACUAAGGAACUAGAAACAACCAAAGGGCCAGUGACUAAGGAACUAGAAACAACCAAAGGGCCGGUGACUAAGGAACUAGAAACAACAACGGGUAAAAUUAUAACUGUCUCAAAACUGGAAACUACAAAGCUUGCAGCAACAACAAAGGAGCCAGAAACAACCAAAGGGCCGGUGACUAAGGAACUAGAAAUAACCAAAAGGCCGGUGACUAAGGAACUAGAAGCAACAACGGGCAAAAUUGUAACUGUCUCGAAAGUGGAAACUACAAAGCUUGCAGCAACAACAAAGGAGCCAGAAACAACCAAAGGGCCGGUGACUAAGGAACUAGAAACCACCAAAGGGCCGGUGACUAAGGAACUAGAAACAACAACGGGUAAAAUUGUAACUGUCUCAAAAAUGGAAACUACAAAGCUUGCAGCAACAACAAAGGAGCCAGAAACAACCAAAGGGCCGGUGACUGAGGAACUAGAAACAACAACGGGUAAAAUUGUAACUGUCUCAAAACUGGAAACUACAAAGCUUGCAGCAACAACAAAGGAGCCAGAAACAACCAAAGGGCCGGUGACUAAGGAACUAGAAACAACCAAAAGGCCGGUGACUAAGGAACUAGAAGCAACAACGGGCAAAAUUGUAACUGUCUCGAAAGUGGAAACUACAAAGCUUGCAGCAACAACAAAGGAGCCAGAAACAACCAAAGGGCCGGUGACUAAGGAACUAGAAACAACCAAAAGGCCGGUGACUAAGGAACUAGAAGGAACAACGGGCAAAAUUGUAACUGUCUCAAAACUGGAAACUACAAAGCUUGCAGCAACAACAAAGGAGCCAGAAAGAACCAAAGGGCCGGUGACUAAGGAACUAGAAACAACCAAAAGGCCGGUGACUAAGGAACUAGAAGCAACAACGGGCAAAAUUGUAACUGUCUCGAAAGCGGAAACUACAAAGCUUGCAGCAACAACAAAGGAGCCAGAAACAACCAAAGGGCCGGUGACUGAGGAACUAGAAACAACAACGGGUAAAAUUGUAACUGUCUCAAAACUGGAAACUACACAGCUUGCAGCAACAACAAAGGAGCCAGAAACAACCAAAGGGCCGGUGACUGAGGAACUAGAAACAACAACGGGUAAAAUUGUAACUGUCUCAAAACUGGAAACUACACAGCUUGCAGCAACAACAAAGGAGCCAGAAACAACCGAAGGGCCGGUGACUGAGGAACUAGAAACAACAACGGGCAAAAUUGUAACUGUCUCAAAACUGGAAACUACAAAGCUUGCAGCAACAACAAAGGAGCCAGAAACAACCAAAGGGCCGGUGACUGAGGAACUAGAAACAACAACGGGUAAAAUUGUAACUGUCUCAAAACUGGAAACUACACAGCUUGCAGCAACAACAAAGGAGCCAGAAACAACCGAAGGGCCGGUGACUGAGGAACUAGAAACAACAACGGGCAAAAUUGUAACUGUCUCAAAACUGGAAACUACAAAGCUUGCAGCAACAACAAAGGAGCCAGAAACAACCAAAGGGCCGGUGACUAAGGAACUAGAAACAACCAAAGGGCCGGUGACUAAGGAACUAGAAACAACAACGGGUAAAAUUGUAACUGUCUCAAAACUGGAAACUACAAAGCUUGCAGCAACAACAAAGGAGCCAGAAACAACCAAAGGGCCGGUGACUAAGGAACUAGAAACAACCAAAAGGCCGGUGACUAAGGAACUAGAAGCAACAACGGGCAAAAUUGUAACUGUCUCGAAAGUGGAAACUACAAAGCUUGCAGCAACAACAAAGGAGCCAGAAACAACCAAACGGCCGGUGACUAAGGAACUAGAAACAACCAAAGGGCCGGUGACUAAGGAACUAGAAACAACAACGUGUAAAAUUGUGACUGUCUCAAAACUGGAAACUACAAAGGUUGAAGCAAGAACCAAGGAACCCGUAACUACGGAAAGGCCGGUUACAAAGUCACUUGAAAUGUCCACUGGCAAAGAAACAACAAAGUUUACAAAGGCACCGGUUACAACAAAAAGGCCUGUUACAAAGGAACUAAAGACAACAACGGUUGAGCCUGUUACGAAAAUUGUCACUGAAAUGCCAACAGUUUUAGAAAAAGUUGAAUGUCCCUCGUACUGCAACGUAUGUCUCCCUCAACACUCAUCGUCAGCUUGUGCGUCACACAGAGGCAAUGUUUUGGCUACCAUUAAGAUGUUUUUCCAACCAUUGGUUGAAUCAAGGCUGUUGGUUACAACUUUGAACCAGUCAGUCACAACAACUCUAGAAUUGUUCAAGUUGUUCAGAUUUUCUUCACAUUACGUCACCUUAUAUAUGUCUCUAUUUAGAAAGACACUUACUCAAAAAUGGCUACCAGAGGUAAUUCAUGAGUUGCAGGGAAACGAAUUGGAAUCAUUCAAAGAUUAUUUUGCCCUAGCAGAGUUUCUAGAGAAGAAAAUGAAGUUACAAAUCGGAGUUCCCAUUCUGCAAAAUUAUGUGAAGCUUCCUAGGAGGAGUUAUCAACAGUUAACUGAAGUAUCUGCACGAGAAAUAUGUAUGGAUGACAAGUACUUCGUUCACGAAAGGUUGGUUGGAGUGAACCCUUUAUCGAUCAGCAGAGUGACCAUCGAAGACAAUACUGGAACAUCUUUCCACAGUCUCUAUCGAAAACUGAACCAUAAUUUCAGAUGGGAGAAAUUGAUAUCGAGGCUGACAGGAAAAAGCCUUAUUAAGUCGAUUUCGUCGCAUCUAGUAUACGUGUUGCAGUAUCCUUUUUUAAAAGGACUUGGAUCUCCCAAACAGUCUGUCAAGAGUGAAAUUCAGAAAAAUUCACAACUUUUAAAGCUUACGAGCCCCAUUGCAGUUUUAGUAUCAACAUACAACCGAGAAGAGAGGCGAUAUGAAUUAGAAAUUGUUGCAAUACAGAUCAAUUCAAAUAAACGCUCAAGGGUGUACACUCCAAGAGAUGGUUUGUUCUGGGAUGCUGCGAAGGCAAGAUUGCAAGCUGCUGACUUGUUCUUCAGCCUGUUCCACCGCAGCUUUGUGCAGACCAACCUGCGAAUGAUGCCGUUUUGCAUCUCCCUGAAUCGACAUGUGUCAGAAAUCCACCCGUUCCAUCAGGUGAUGAAGUUCCAUUGUCGUGGGACUAUACCCAUCACCAUGAAGAGAAUCGACGAAAUGUUUGCAAACAACCCUCUGCUAGAUAAUCUGUUUCCUGUAGGAGUAGAAGGCAUUCUUAAAAUGAUGGCCCGUGGCCUAAAAGAAGCUCGAUGGAAUGACAUGGAUCUUGACAAUGAUAUUGAGAAUCGUGGAAUGGAUGACAUCAAGAAAGUCCCAUAUUACCCCUAUCGUGAUGAUGGCAAAGUUUUGAACGCUGUAUUGAAAAAGUUUGCAAAAGAAUUCGUGUCUCUAUACUACGAAAAUGAUGACGAUGUCAAAGAUGACUUUGAAAUGCAGAAUUUCAUCAAUGAACUGUCAAGUAAUGGCAAGAUACCUCCAAAUGAUGGCCUAGGCAUGGUGAAAGGGCUACCUGGAACGUUCACUUCGAGGGAGCAGCUUGAGAAGCUCGUAUCUGAAACUCUCUGGGUAAUUGUUCAAAACGGAGCAUUGAAAAACGCAAUUGGUGAUUAUGGAUCUUUGGCACCCGUUUAUCCUUCAAAGCUGUAUGCCAGUGUUCGAGCUUUACGCGAACGCAAAUAUAUUCACAUGAUAGCUGGUCCUCGAGCAGCUUACGAGCAAGCGGCCUACUCUUACGCGAUCGGAGCGUUUCACUACGAUGUGCUGUUUGAUUACAGUUCUGAACUGAAAGACGACAGUCUUCGCGAUCUGGUGCGCAAGACACACGAUCACCUGAUGUGUGACGUCAAACGGCAGCUUGAAGCACGAAACGCAAAGCGAAGAAGGCGUGGUCAGCUGACCAACCCCUACAUGGUUCCUGGGUGGAUAACUAACAGUGUUAGCACUUAAUGAACAAUUUCUUGUCUAAAUAUUUUUACAUUUAAAUUAGAAAUAUGUAUUCAAAUAUAAGGACAAUUAUUCUUGGUUUAGCUAUUAUUGCAUGCGACAGCAUGCUUCCUAUUCUUGACAAAGUUUGAGAUUUUAGUGCAACGUCAGCAAAAUUUCCAUUGUCUUUUGGGAACAGGAUCACUUUGGCAACAGUGAUUUUAGUGAUCAUCGCAUUUUGAUUUAUAUUUUUUUCUUGUGUCAUACACUUCGCUGCGAAAUGUAGGUGGCUGACUCUAUGGGUUGAAUGCGAGUGACUCACACACCUGAGCGACUCUUGAGGUAUGACAUUUUAAACCAAUGAAUCGUACAUCACUGAUUAGGAAGGCAGUGAAGCCUAUCGAUUUCCGCAUUACACGGCAAGAAGUGACUCAGUGUAUGGCGUUCUAUUGCAUCUCGCUAUUAGGCUGGUUUUUUCGUGUGUGUUUUUUGGUGUAAGGAUUGACAGACUGAUAGAAAAAGGCAGUCUUUUAAUAGGGUUGGAAGUAAAACCGAUGCCUCCAGUAUUUCUACGGAUGUAAGUGGUGAUGGAUCAAUUUUACUUCACCGGUUUGUUUACAAUGAGGCCUAUCAAUACCAUUUUAGGUUCUUCAAUAUUGUCGCUUUCUGUAAAAUUUAUAAAUUUUUCCUUAAAUCUUAUUCCUUUGGUACUUGCUAGAUUCCUUCUAGUUUCAUGACCGAUGACUUGCAAGGUGAUCACUUGAUACACCUCGUCAAAAAUAUCUGCUUCAAAUAUUUGACUGUUUGUUUGCGAAGGUCCACCAAGAAAAGAUUAAAAAGCGAGUCAUAAAUAAGAACAAACCAAAUAUUCGCCAUCAGAUCAAUAAACUCAUUUUGUUUAAAAAUGUUUAGGGACUGCAAAAAAGACUGUAGAUCCUCCAAAAACAACGAUCGGUACCAUCACUAUUAAUGCCAAGAAUUAUGCAUUACCUUCCCAUUUUCCUUGAAAUUCAAUUAUUCACGUUCGUAGGGGUUUUUCAUUUUUUACAGUUUAAUCACUUAUAACUUAAUUUUCGCCGGAAUUCUUUGCUUAAUUUUGCACGUUUCAUAACAUUGUUUGUACAGCACAUCUCCGUUCUUGCCGUACAAAUGAUAUUUUUCCCGGCGUCACUUCCUGUAGUCAAAGCUGCCUCGAGUUGACUGACGCGAUUGCGAUGGUCUGGCCCAGGUAAAAUUGUGAAUAGAUGCAGAACUUUUAGUUUAUGAAGUAGCAACUAUCUCUUGAGGUGAAUAAUAGAAAAUAGCUAGGCCCAUUUGUCAUGGUUUUAUUGCCAUUUCUUUAUUUGAUAUCUAGGUAUUCGCUGUACACUUUGGAAAACUUCCUGAACCUAGUCUUCUGAUUGUGCAUGUGGCGAAUAAAUUUAUUCAUAUGGCGAACCUAACCUUCUGUAUAAAGCAUGAGAAUUUUGAAAGCUUCUGGAAUCUAUUACAGGCAAAAAUUCCUAAAAUCCUCAAAAUAUAUUUUGUCUCUACACCUGGAGUUUGGCAGCUUUGAUAGAAAUCUAUUCGUAAUGAUGGCAAAAACGGGAGCUCAUUUGAUGAUGCUAAUACUUUUUCACUAUAAGUUGUGUUACUAAGCUGUUUUGUUCUGUUAUUGUUGAUAUCCUGGUGAUAAUCAAGUACUUCUUCUGUUUGUCUUUGUUUAUUUCUGUGUACCGCCAUCAUACAACUUAACUUUGGCAUUUUUCCUUUCCUCAAGCGCAUGCAUUUCAUAACGUAUCGUUACUUCUAGUAUACUUUGAUUUUUUGAGGAAGUUGACAUGUAGUCGGAUUUAAGAUUCUACAGCGAUCACAAAUAGCGUUUUUGAAAUGUGAUCUUGUAGCACUAAGAGAACAUAUUAUACUUUAAAUAUUUCUGAAUUCAGUUUUUCGUUCUCGAAAGUGUUCCCGUCAUUGUUUGCUGGAGCAAUAACUUCAAAUAGGCGAUUUACUCGCUGGCGUAAUUUAGGCCGCGCGCACAAUGCAUUCUGGGAAUGGUAGCAUAAAGUGAUCUUUUCCUCGUUGUGUUUUGGUUGUUUUGAUGGUGAAAGGUUGUUGAAUUCUGACCAUACUUACUUUGAAAUUUAUUGCCUUUUACACUACACGAGAUGGAUUUACAUGACAAAACACUGAGAAGAAUGUGGCUACGCAAGAUCUCUAGAAUGAACAUGAACGCAGAGUUUGUUUUGCUCACUUUGUUGAUGGCAAGAGGACUUAUUUGAAUAACCCUGAUUGGGCCUAAAAGUCAUGUCUAACAUUCUUCAUCCGGAAAGAGAAGACAAGCCUUUUUUGAGAUGAGCACUAUUUUUGACAAUGCAGAGAUUGAGAAUGUUGAGCAGUCACAAGACGAAGAGAUGCAGGACGAAUCAUAGCAAUGUGAAAUCAAAGUCUAAUUUUUAUGUAAGAAAAGGAAGAAUCCUUUGAACAGAGAAUUCAUGACGUGAAG
Rhopilema esculentum is the source of this 7590-nucleotide messenger RNA. Lineage: Eukaryota; Metazoa; Cnidaria; Scyphozoa; Rhizostomeae; Rhizostomatidae. The record is from RefSeq and is a predicted model, not a curated record.